Molecule: messenger RNA, 489 nt
Organism: Henningerozyma blattae CBS 6284
Lineage: Eukaryota; Fungi; Ascomycota; Saccharomycetes; Saccharomycetales; Saccharomycetaceae
Gene: COX5A
Product: cytochrome c oxidase subunit Va
Exons: 1
Coding region: 1-489 (162 amino acids)
Biological process (GO): mitochondrial electron transport, cytochrome c to oxygen
Source: RefSeq, a predicted model, not a curated record
AUGCCCGCCCUACCCUGCAAAACUCUUCUCGUGAACUCUUUACGUUCUUCUGCACGUGCUCCUUUACAAGCCUCAUCUCGUCGUUGGGCUUCUGCUCCUGCUGUGUCAAAGGCCUUAUUGGCUGAUCUUCCUGCUCGUUGGGAUGGAUUACAAGAAUCAGAACAAGAUUCCAUCUUGACAGCUUUGGCCGAACGUCAAAAACUGCCAUGGUCACAACUUACGUCUCAAGAACAACAAGCUGCUUGGUACAUUUCUUACGGUAGCUGGGGUCCACGUAGACCAGUGUUGGCUCGUGGUGAUGCCACUUAUAUUGCCAGAGGUACUGUCAUUGGUCUUAUCCUUUCAUUAGCAUUGUUUGCUGGAGUCCGUUCUUUGGCAGAUGAAGAUCCACGUACUAUGACUAAAGAAUGGCAAUUGAAGUCAGAUGAAUAUUUGAAAUCAAAGAACGCCAACCCAUGGGGUGGUUACUCUCAAGUACAAUCUAAAUAG